UCUUUCUUGAAGUAAUCCAUUCAAAACUAAAAGCCUCAAAAGGUGAACAUAUGGUAUACAUAUACAUGUAUGAACAUUUAAAAAUAGAGCAUCGAUCUAGUGGUUACCUGAUCAAAUCAGAUGAGUGCACUCAUUUCUAAUAGUAGAUGUUAUUUUUUGGAAGAAAGUGGUUAUCAGAGGAUCAUAUUAACAUCAAGGUAUAUUUGUAUUUAUUAAUGUUGAUAUGAUGCUGUAGCAUUAAUUUAUGAGUGUUGGGGGAAAUUUCUUCAACAUAGAUAAAGAACUCCUCUUGCCCAUUGCUUUCAAUUCAAACCAUAAUAUUGCACCAGAACAGAGUCUUACUUGUGG
Strongylocentrotus purpuratus (purple sea urchin) is the source of this 348-nucleotide messenger RNA. Its product is annotated as homeodomain protein Not. Lineage: Eukaryota; Metazoa; Echinodermata; Echinoidea; Camarodonta; Strongylocentrotidae. Gene Ontology annotation, biological process: central nervous system development; neuron differentiation; regulation of DNA-templated transcription. Gene Ontology annotation, molecular function: DNA-binding transcription factor activity, RNA polymerase II-specific; DNA binding. The record is from RefSeq and is marked validated.